AUGAACUCUGCCACGUCCAACUUCGAGGUAGACGCCACCGGCGUCUCACCCAAGCAACUUGACGGCCUCAUCCCGUCUCUCAAGCUCGCCGACGGCAAUGAAGUCCCCAUGCUCGGCUACGGCCUCGGCACCGCCAACUACAAAUCCGGCUCCGCCGGCGACGCCAUCUCCGAGCCCAUCGUCACCGCCACCCUAACCGCUCUCAAGGCCGGCUACACGCACCUGGACGGCGCCGAAGUCUACGGCAACGAAGUGGAGCUAGGCAAGGCCAUCGAGCAAUCCAGGCUUCCUCGCUCCUCUUUGUUCAUCACCACCAAAACUAUCGUCCACGCCGGCGACACGGUCACCCAGUCCUUCAACCGCUCUCUCGAGAAGCUCGGGCUCGACUACGUCGACCUGUACCUUUUGCACUCUCCCUUUUUCGCCAAGACCCCCGAGGAGCUCCAUCAAGCCUGGCGGGAGAUGGAGAAGAUCAAGGACAGCGGGAUGGCCAAGUCGAUUGGUGUUUCGAACUUUUUGAUCUCGCAUCUGCAGACACUGUUUGAGAUUCCUGGUGGAUUUGUGUACCCGCCGGUUGUUAACCAGAUUGAGUAUCACCCUUACCUGCAACAUGUGGUAGAGGGUGAGGAUUUGAUCGCCUACUGCCGGGAGAAGAACAUUGCUAUUCAGGCUUACUCUCCGCUGACGGCCAUCACGAAUGCCAGCCCGGGCCCUGUGGAUCCGAUUUAUACGAAGCUGGCCAAGAAGUACGGUGUCAGUGAGGCCGAGGUUGCCCUGAGAUGGUGUCUGGAUCAGGGUAUUGUGACGCUUACGACGAGUAGCAAUGAGGAGAGGCUGAAGGGCUACCUGAAGAAGUUGCCCAGCUUCAAGUUGACACCAAAGGAGGUGGAGGAUAUCGCGGCAGCGGGUAAGGAGAAGCAUCAUAGGGUGUGGUGGACUGAGAACUUCGAUGCAAACGACAGGCGUUAA
Messenger RNA from Neurospora tetraspora, 969 nucleotides. Its product is annotated as NADP-dependent oxidoreductase domain-containing protein. The transcript is spliced from 2 exons. Gene Ontology annotation, molecular function: aldose reductase (NADPH) activity; oxidoreductase activity, acting on NAD(P)H as acceptor. The record is from RefSeq and is a predicted model, not a curated record. Lineage: Eukaryota; Fungi; Ascomycota; Sordariomycetes; Sordariales; Sordariaceae. Gene Ontology annotation, cellular component: cytosol. The coding region runs from base 1 to 969 and encodes 322 amino acids.